UGUUGGCGCCGCUCGUUCUAGCAGGCUCUAGUCGACAUGGAUGGUGCUCUCAGUGCGGCCAUGGGUGGUCCUCGUCGACGAAUGCUGAAGUCACAUGUGCGCAACGCCACCUUGACAGACCAUGUAGCUCGCUUCGACGCAUCGCCUACCUGACAUCGCCCUGCUUCUACGCCUAACCUUCGCGCUCACGACAAUUAUGCUGAUCGACCUAUCUGCCUGACGCUAGGCACCUUCGCUGAUGUCAAGUCGGCUUUCUACACAGACAAGCGCACUCUCGAGCGCAGUACUGCUUACAGUCUCGAGGAAGCCUUCCUUCACUGAAGGGCCUCUGACCUCGCCGCCUGCUUGCCGCCGCCGCCUUCUUUCAGUACGCUCGAUGGCGUCUUUGCGUUCAACGCUGGCUAUGCUGUUCAACGCCGGCUCUGCUGUCCAACGUCGGCUCACGAAGACCACCUUCUCGGACCGUCACCCAUUCGCAGACCGCUACCCACUCGCCGACCGCCAUUCUCACUAUCAAUCGCGCAACGAGACCGAGUGGGUCUUGCCGCAGGCCUCCCGUGAGAGCCAGUACUCGACUCUGAUAUGAGUAACUCGGAUAUCUCAGGGUAUCUCGUGAGCGACCCACGUCCCACAGAUCCAACAACCCGCAGA
Messenger RNA from Schizophyllum commune H4-8, 651 nucleotides. RefSeq lists its product as uncharacterized. The record is from RefSeq and is a predicted model, not a curated record. Bases 239 to 586 code for a protein of 115 amino acids. NCBI's taxonomy places the organism in Eukaryota, Fungi, Basidiomycota, Agaricomycetes, Agaricales, Schizophyllaceae. The transcript has a single exon.